CAUCUGUCUACUUUCCUGGAAGUAACUAGAAUUGAUAAAGUUUGUGUUUUAUCAUGUUUCCAAAUUUCCUUUUCCCCACGCAAAUUCGCCUCCAUAUUCAUGGAUCCUCCGCAAAAAUGCUGCUUCCUAUGUUUCUCUUCAUUUUCUAAUUUGUUUCCCUCUUUAGUAUGUGAAAAUGAGAAAUUAACAUCAUCUAGAUACAAUUCCUAAGACCAAAAAAGAUAGAAUCGAUCACUUCUCAAUCAAAAUUCGUCGCUGCUAUGGCGACAAUUCCUAGCUGGGAUAAAUAUUAGGUACAAGGCGGGCAAUGAAUGCGUAGGUACCAGAUUGCUAUAUACUCCUGUUUAUGUACCUACAUGUACUCUGCCGGAGAAAGAAGAAGGGGAAGCUGUUGUCCCUAUUAUAGUAUGCCAGUGGUACUUUUUCCAGCUAAUCUCAUCGUUUCGCCAUGCUUUUAGUUACAGUCGAGACUGCUAGUGCUGACGACUAAAGAGAGCUUGAUAUCUUACACGUUUUCACACGAUGAAUAUGAACACAUCAACGGUUGGUUUUCCUGAUUUGGUAAUUCAAGCGUAAGAGCCCGUUUAGCUGUUUUAGUGAGGGAGAAUGCAAGGCAAGUGAUGGUGAAAAAACUUGCCACCCCAAUGACCUCAAGGCGCUGAUCGAUUUCAAGUCUGGGAUCCGCCAUGACGAUUCAUUCCGGCUGGAGAAGUGGAUUGGGCGUGAUUGCUGCAAAUGGGAUGGCAUUGUUUGUGACAAUGUCACUGGAAGAGUCAUAAAGAUGAAACUCCCUGGUGCAAUGACCAUUGAUGAUGCUCCUGCGCAGACAAGUAUGGAUGGCGUGUUAUCUCCAUCACUGUCACUCCUGACCUCCCUUGAAGUUCUUGAACUUAGUGGACUUUCUCACCUCGAAGGGCAGAUCCCUCCGCUGAUUGGGAAUUUGGCAAAGCUCCGAACUUUGGCCCUCUCUUACAAUGGUCUCAGUGGUCCAAUACCAGAAAGCAUUGGUAAGCUAUCAAAACUUGAGGAAGUGCAUCUAAAUUCUAACAACUUCUCUGGCUCUCUUCCUUCCAGCCUUGGAAAUCUCAGCAGUCUUGGAACAAUGGAUCUUACUUCAAACCAUUUUUCGGGUUCUAUACCUCAUUCUAUUGGAAAUCUGAUGAAUCUGGUGAACUUGUAUCUAGAGAAUAACGUACUCACAGGCUAUAUACCAAAAUGUAUUGGUAACUUGCAGGCACUCCAAGAUCUUAAGCUAUCAAACAAUCUGUUGACUGGGGGAAUUCCGUUUUCCAUUGGCAAGUUAAGUUCUUUGCGCUCUAUUUUACUGGAUAAUAAUCAUCUUACAGGAAGGAUACCUUCUUCUUUUGGGCAACUGAAGUCACUCGUUACACUGUCCCUUCAGAAUAACCAGCUUGAGGGGCCAGUCCGUUCCAACUUAGGCCAGUUACAAUCAUUGGCAGAGUUAAAUCUUGGUGGGAACAGAUUAUCUGGUAAACUACCAAAAACUAUUGGCCUGCUCCCACUUUUCACCUUAAGCAUCUCGAACAACAUGAUUGAAGGACCACUACCUGUGGAGAUGUCUUCUCUCACGAAUCUUUCAAGACUCUACCUGUCAUUCAAUCCGCUGAAUCUUUCGUCAAUUCCAACUUGGCUUGUGGAUAUGCCAUCGAUAAACGCGAUUCACUUGGCUGGAUGUGGAAUAGAAGGUGAAAUUCCAAGGUACCUACAAAGUGCUGCAAGCAGAUGGGCGGAAUUGGACUUGUCAGCUAAUCAUCUCACUGGAAGCAUACCUUCCUGGCUUGGGAGCUUCCACCUGCAACAUUUGAAUCUCUCAACCAAUUCACUUUCUUCCGAGAUUCCUGCUACCUUUAUAAGUUUCGAAGGCUUGGAAGAGUUGGACCUUCACUCAAAUAAAUUAUCAGGUUCACUGAACUGGUUAUUUCAAAUGAGAUGUAGUUUCCCUUUUGGAUUGUCAUACGUUGAUAUUUCUAAUAACAGAUUCAGAGGUGAUAUCGAGCUGAUUGGCAAGGGAAGCCAACAGAGAAUUACAAAUCUUAAUUUGUCGAAUAACUUGCUCAAGGGUGAACUGCCAAAAUCCAUUGGAGAGUUAGGGUGGCUGUGGAGUUUGGAUUUGAGUUACAAUCAGUUGAACUCUGUCCUGCCAGAAUCACUAGCAAAUGCAAGCCUCUUAGAGAGGCUGAAUCUGCAACAAAGUAAGUUCACCGGUACGAUACCAUAUGAGUUUUUGAAGUUCAAACAUCUAACAGAGUUGAACCUGUCAGGUAAUCUUCUUUCAGGGGAAAUUCCUCAAGGCAAGCCACUGACUGGUUUUCCAAAGAGCUCUUAUUCUGGGAACAGAGGUCUUUGUGGCGCACCCCUUCCUCCUUGCAAAAGGACUCAAACAUCACAUCCAUAGUCUUGUUUUUAGGCCUUGGCUUAUAACACAUAGUAUGACAAUGUGAUAUAACAGCAGUUGCAGUUCUACGUGGAAAUAAGAAAGUACAACUAAGCUGAACUUUGAAA
This is a messenger RNA of Coffea arabica (coffee), 2523 nucleotides long. RefSeq lists its product as uncharacterized. Gene Ontology annotation, molecular function: protein binding. Lineage: Eukaryota; Viridiplantae; Streptophyta; Magnoliopsida; Gentianales; Rubiaceae. The record is from RefSeq and is a predicted model, not a curated record.